This is a messenger RNA of Raphanus sativus (radish), 1117 nucleotides long. RefSeq names its product E3 ubiquitin-protein ligase AIRP1-like. Gene Ontology annotation, molecular function: ubiquitin-protein transferase activity. The record is from RefSeq and is a predicted model, not a curated record. The coding region runs from base 391 to 894 and encodes 167 amino acids. The transcript is spliced from 5 exons. Lineage: Eukaryota; Viridiplantae; Streptophyta; Magnoliopsida; Brassicales; Brassicaceae.
UGGGAAAUAAAAUGUCUCAUAAAUCAGGAAGGCUUUUCUUUUUUUGCUUUUGUUAAAGAAAUAAUAAAAGUCGAGUUUCCUUGUACGAUAUGGUUUGUGAUUUUUAUGAAUAUAAAUACAAAAUUUUUUGAUUAACAACCGAAAAUAACCAUUAAAAAUUAAUGUGGUUUUUGAUUUUCAUCUCUUUGAUAAAGUCGCCUGCCUUCGCAGCCAGAGUUCUUCUUCUUCUUUCGAGCUUUUUUCUGGAAAAUUCUCCCUAAUUUUUCUUGUUCAACACAAAACUUCAAGAGCUUCCCAGGGAGGAGGAUCCUAGCAAAAUCUUGUAAAUUUCAGGUCUUAGGAACUCACUGAUCUGCGAACUGUCCAAAACUUGGUUUAAUCAUCCAAAGAAUGGGUUGGUGCUGCUGCUGUUUCCCGAUUAUACCCGAAAGCUCAAGAACAAUAGACGAGCAUGUUCCUUUAUCUCGUGCACCUCCUUCCUCUGUAGUACCUACAGAAGCGGUUAAUAGAAAUCUGGCAUCUACUCUAUACACUGCGCCGCUUCAGCCUCCUCUUCCUGUUUCAUUCUCGCCUAGAAAUCUCCAAAUUCCCUCGAAACUGUCAACAACUCAGACUCAGAGCAACUCGAGCGAAGGAUCUCGUGGAAUCACGACAAACAGUGUUCCACAAAAGGAAACAUGGCCUGCUGAUGAUUUUGCAGAUAAUGAUCUAAAGAAGAAGAAUCGAGAAACCAUAGACGAGUGUCCAAUUUGCUUGGAAGAAUAUCAUAUUGACAACCCAAAGCUGCUCACGAAAUGUGGCCACAAUUUUCACCUUGCGUGCAUUCUUGAAUGGAUGGAAAGGAGUGAGGCUUGUCCAGUUUGUGACAAGGAAUUGGUACUCACUGAGUCAUAAUCAAGACAGAGAAAAGUACAGAAGAUUUGAUUAGACCGUCUUUAGGUGAUAGUGUGGUGGUGGUAUAUGAUGAAACGUUUGUUUGCUUCUAUUACAUUUAUAAGCUUUUGAAUUUCCUUUUGAUUGUUACCAAUCUUUGGAUUAUUCAUAUCAGACAAAAGACACAGAAAAAAAGUCUAGAAGACAUUAGCAUGCAGACAGAAAAUUACAUCUCAUUGUUUAA